AUGAUUGCCUAUGAAGAAGAACAAGAUAUGCCUAAGUUAUCAUAUCACCAACCACUUCACCUCUCUUCCUUUAUCAGACAUGUCAAUUACAGCUGUGGUUCGUGCGGUUAUGAACUCAACUUGAACUCAAGCAAUCGCAACACAACAUCUCUUGUGGAUUCAAAUUAUGGAAAAUCAAUUAAGAAGAGGAAGAGAUCUCUCAUUUCGUUCUUCUCUGUUGACGAAACUAGAUUCACUCACAUUCAACAAUUCUCACUCUCCUGGAUUUCAUUUUUCAAUUUCCAACGCACAGCAACAACAGCAACGAAACUACUCUGCCGCAACUGUGGAAACCACCUAGGUUAUGCUCGCAUUUUCCCUUCUCACUCUCGUUGUAAUUCAUGGGAUGGUAUCUCGGAUUCUAGAACCUUCUACAUCAAACUCAACGCCAUUCAGCCUUCUUCAUAA
Lathyrus sativus (Indian pea) is the source of this 447-nucleotide messenger RNA. NCBI's taxonomy places the organism in Eukaryota, Viridiplantae, Streptophyta, Magnoliopsida, Fabales, Fabaceae. The record is from the annotation of a GenBank genome assembly.